GUCCGCAGAGGGAGGCGUGCUGAGAGCCUGUCUGCUUCAUCUGUCUUUGCAGACUGACGGUCUGGAAACUGAGUAAACCCAUCGAUAACAAGCCAUGGCUGCCAAGCGUGCGAUGGUCAUUUUGGCAAAAGGAGCCGAGGAGAUGGAGACGGUUAUACCGGUGGACGUCAUGCGUAGAGCUGGGAUCACAGUAACCCUGGCCGGACUGAGUGGCAAGGAGCCAGUGCGUUGCAGCCGGGAUGUGCUCCUUUGCCCAGAUGCCAGCCUGGAAGAUGCACGGAAACAGGGUCCUUAUGAUGUUGUGGUCCUGCCAGGAGGAAACCUGGGAGCCCAGAACCUCUCCGAGUCCUCUGCUGUGAAGGAUGUGUUGAAGGAUCAGGAAAGCAGUAAGAGGCUGAUUGCAGCGAUCUGUGCAGGACCCACCGCCCUUCUGGCGCACGGCAUUGCCUACGGAAGCAAAGUCACCACUCACCCGCUGGCCAAGGACAAGAUGAUGACUGGAGAUCACUACCAGUACUCCGAGUCUCGCGUGGAAAAGGACGGUAACCUCAUCACAAGCCGCGGGCCUGGGACCAGCUUUGAGUUUGCGCUGGCCAUCGUGGAAGCCCUAAUGGGCAAGGAGGUGGCCGACCAAGUGAAAGCUCCGAUGGUGCUGAAAGACUAGAGACCAGCCCUUCCGCGGGACUCGGACGAAACAAAGGGCACUCGUCAGGCAGCUGUCGCCUGCAGCCUUUUAAUUUCACCUUGUUGAUUAUCAUCUGGGAAACCCUGCACGCUUCGGUGACUGUGCCCAGCCCCCAGCUUGGCAGCACCGCGGGUAGAUGCCGAAAUGCAUCUCGCAGUCAAUGAUUGUGUUGCUUUUAUAGUUUUAUUUCUUGUAGUUUUGACAAAGGGUGGGCGUCUGCUUGAUCAAACUUCAAUAAAGUUGAAAUGGAA
Molecule: messenger RNA, 936 nt
Organism: Polyodon spathula (Mississippi paddlefish)
Lineage: Eukaryota; Metazoa; Chordata; Actinopteri; Acipenseriformes; Polyodontidae
Product: protein/nucleic acid deglycase DJ-1
Exons: 6
Coding region: 95-664 (189 amino acids)
Biological process (GO): guanine deglycation, glyoxal removal; protein deglycation, glyoxal removal
Cellular component (GO): cytosol; nucleus
Molecular function (GO): protein deglycase activity
Source: RefSeq, a predicted model, not a curated record